Molecule: messenger RNA, 1791 nt
Organism: Mycotypha africana
Lineage: Eukaryota; Fungi; Mucoromycota; Mucoromycetes; Mucorales; Mycotyphaceae
Product: asparagine synthase-domain-containing protein
Exons: 8
Coding region: 1-1791 (596 amino acids)
Molecular function (GO): asparagine synthase (glutamine-hydrolyzing) activity
Source: RefSeq, a predicted model, not a curated record
AUGUGUGGUAUACUCUUUUCUGUAACUACGCCGGAUAAGCCAAUAAAUCAGGAUGUAUGGAACACUUUGCAAGAGUUGAAUACAAGAAGAGGUCCUGAUGCACAGAAUUUGGAGUGUGUACAGUUGGAAACUGAAGGAUCUCGAACACUAUUGCUUCGAUUCUUCUCAACUGUUCUCCACUUGAGAGGGACUGAAAUUAGCCCUCAACCAAAAUAUAAUAAGGACAGCGGUAAUAUUCUUUGUUGGAAUGGUGAAAUUUUUGGUGGGAUCGAAGUUGGUCAAGAAGAAAACGACACGAACGUCUUGAUGAAUCACUUAGAGAAUGCAAAAAAUGAAAAGGACAUCUUGAAUAUCCUUCAAAGCAUAGAGGGGCCUUUUGCUUUUGUUUACUAUAGAGCAGCCAUGAAAAAGAUAUACUUUGGGCGGGAUUGUUUAGGCCGCAGAUCAUUAUUAUGGCAUCGAUCAGCUGAUGGUCAUUUUAUAUUAAGUUCAGUUUGCAUGGUUCCUAAAAAAGAUUCUCCAGAAGAGAACAAUGCAUGGGAAGAAGUACCAGCAAAUGGUUUUUAUCGCAUCGAUUUGAGCAACGUUGAUCCUCCUCUUGAAUUACCCACAGUAUGCAGACUUUCACUAAGCUUAAUACCUUGGAAGUAUGCAGCAGAGGAUCUGGACGCCAAAGAUACAGAAAGUACAAUCCUUCCAAGCAUGAGUAUUGAGAUGGAACAAAAGGUGAAUGAAUUUGUAUCAGUCCUUGGUGAUGCCGUAAAGAGAAGGGUGGCGGAUAUACCAUACUUAAACACGAAAGGACAGCCAAGAGUAGCUAUUCUAUUUUCCGGAGGUUUAGAUUGUAUAUGUUUAGCAGCUUUGGCAGAUCAAUAUUUACCAUCGUUGGAGGCGAUUGAUUUGUUAAACGUAGCUUUCGAGAAUCCCCGAGCUGAACAAGCCAAGUCGAGUGCACAAAAACAAUCUAAAAGCAAAAAGAAGAAAAACAAUAAAAAUGAUCACACGGCUGAUUCGUUGCAUAUGGAUGAACCUAUCAAUAACAUAUAUGAUACGCCUGAUCGAUUGACUGGAAGAGCAAGCGUCGAAGAGUUAAGGCGUAUAGCUCCGCAUCGUCUAUGGAACUUUGUAGAGAUCAAUGUGCCCUACAGUGAAGCCUUGGAAUACCGACAACGAAUAAUUGACCGGAUGUAUCCGUUGGACACCGUCAUGGAUUUGAGUAUCGCGAUGGCAUUUUGGUUUGCAUCAAGAGGAAGAGGUAAUCUUUCCAACAUGCAUAUAAACUACAAAAAUUUAGUAAAACAAAUAGUACCUACACUAAUAUAUGCUGUAAAGGAAUACGAAAGUCAUUCUCGAGUUUUAAUCUCUGGGCUCGGUGCGGAUGAACAAUUAGGUGGUUAUUCUAGGCAUAGAGAGGCUUUCAGACAUGGCGGCUGGAACCGUCUAAUAGAAGAAGUUCAGUUAGAUAUCGAUAGAAUAUCGACACGAAAUUUAGGCAGAGACGAUCGUAUCAUGUCUGACCAUGGUAAAGAAGUCCGUUUCCCCUUUUUAAGCACCAGCGUCGUAGAUUGGUUAUGUCGUCAGCCAAUUUAUAUAAAGAUGGAUUUAAGGUAUAACAGAGGACUGGGUGAAAAGCUUUUAUUGAGGCAUGUUGCUCGUCAGUUAGGGUUAAUAAAUGCAAGUCGCAAUUGGAAGAGAGCUAUACAGUUCGGCGCUAAGACAGCAAAGAUGACGGGUGAGGCACGAUCUGAGAAAGGUCAGCACAAAUUAUCUGUAGCUUCAACAACAUCAUAA